Messenger RNA from Olea europaea var. sylvestris, 1004 nucleotides. RefSeq names its product CASP-like protein 2C1. Lineage: Eukaryota; Viridiplantae; Streptophyta; Magnoliopsida; Lamiales; Oleaceae. The coding region runs from base 291 to 836 and encodes 181 amino acids. The record is from RefSeq and is a predicted model, not a curated record. The transcript has 3 exons.
CUAAAUUAUCAGAAUAGCUGAGUAGCUAUCAGUUGGGAGUUGAAUGAGCACUAAAUACAUUGAACCAAAAAGCCAUUAAUAUUCUAGUUUAGGAGUUAGGGAACUUUUAAAAUGGUUUUCAAUUAAUGCACCUCUCCAUCUUAACAUGUACACUUCCAUGUCCGCUCUCUCUCUCUCUUCUUUCUGUAUCCACUUCCUCUCUUGAGAGCGCAACUUGAGACGACUUCCCUUAAAAAUAAUAAAAAGUUGGGGAGAGACCUUUGUUAAUUUCAUCGAGAUUUGGUGUAGAAAUGGGUGUAAUUGGAAGAAAGGAGGCUUUUCUAAGGGUUCUUUCUACCGUGUUCUUAGUGUUGACAGUUUGUCUUGUGGCAUUCGAUGCACAAACUAAACUUCUCUUCUAUUCAGUCGUCCGAAAAGCAACGUUUAGAGACUUGAAUGCUUUGUUUGUUUUGGUAUGGAUUGAUUCUGCUGCUGCUGUAUGCAAUCUGCUCCAACUAUUCAGAGGUUAUAUUUUACCCGGUUCUAAAGAAGACCUAACAAGCAAUUACAGGUAUCUGGCUUGGGGUUUUUGCCUAUUGGACCAGGCAGCAGCAUACAUUGUGUUCGCAGCCAAUUCAGCGGCGGCUCAAGCAUCAAUGUUGGCAGUAACUGGUGAAAGCAGUUUUCAGUGGAUGAAGGUUUGCAACAGAUUCACAAGGUUUUGCAUUCAAAUUGUUGGGGCUUUAUUAUGUGCCUAUUGUGCAUCUAUUUUCAUGGCUGUGAUUUCCUCAAUCUCUGCUUAUAAUCUGUUCAGAUUUUAUUCUCCAAAGAAGUUCCUUUUGUUGAAGGGCAAAUAAGAAGGAAUUUUCUGUAUAAAACUAUGUAACAUAAGACUUUGUUUAAAUUGUCACGCACUUUAAGUAGGUUGAUACUUAAGUUACGGGAAUUUUUGUACUUUACCUAUAUAUUCUUUAUCUAAUUUUCACAACCCAACCUCAAUAUGUUAAGACUUGGGGUUUUCCAUC